Molecule: messenger RNA, 447 nt
Organism: Aspergillus tanneri
Lineage: Eukaryota; Fungi; Ascomycota; Eurotiomycetes; Eurotiales; Aspergillaceae
Exons: 2
Coding region: 1-447 (148 amino acids)
Source: RefSeq, a predicted model, not a curated record
AUGUCAGACAUUAUCAUCCCCCUCUUCCCUGCUGUCUGUCUGUUUCUCUCCUUCCUCUUUGUCAUCUGUGUAUAUCGCAGCCCCAUCUCCCAUGUCCAACGGUUUUCACUAACAGGGAUAUGGAAGAAGAAAUGCACGCCUGUUGGUUGGAAAUCUAUGUCCGAAUCUGAAUUCGAAUUCAAAUUCGAUUCCCAAUUAGAGAUGGAAAGAGACCGGUCGUCGACAUCGACAGGGAUCACCUCUCAGUGCACUCCUCUCGCUGAAUAUUUCGAUCCUUACACCUCCCUGCUCUACGAUCAUCUUCUCGACCCCGCGCUGCCGCCAACACCGAGGUGGGAAUGGGAGCUCCGUCAACGAAUCGACGAAGGAAAAGGCUUGGGUGCAUGGAGGGAUCGGCUCGUGGAGAGGAUAGUUCGAUGGUUGCAAGGCGUGCAGGAAGCGGUGUAA